AUGUCUGCUAUUUCUUCAGAGGUUGAGUUUGCUGCUACUUCUUCGGAGGUUGGAUUUGCUGCUACUUUUUCAGAGGUAUGGUUUGCUGCUGCUUUUUCAGAGAUUGACUCUUCAAAAGCUGGGUUUGCUACUUUUUUAAAGGUUAA
Molecule: messenger RNA, 146 nt
Organism: Funneliformis geosporum
Lineage: Eukaryota; Fungi; Glomeromycota; Glomeromycetes; Glomerales; Glomeraceae
Source: the annotation of a GenBank genome assembly